This is a messenger RNA of Bubalus bubalis (water buffalo), 2758 nucleotides long. RefSeq names its product component of oligomeric golgi complex 4 (gene COG4). The transcript is spliced from 20 exons. Bases 283 to 2421 code for a protein of 712 amino acids. NCBI's taxonomy places the organism in Eukaryota, Metazoa, Chordata, Mammalia, Artiodactyla, Bovidae. The record is from RefSeq and is a predicted model, not a curated record.
GCGUGCCUCGGCCGCCUGACGGGAUGGGAGGAGGCAGUUGCUCAGAAAUCUCCACCGAGCUCAUUCGCUCCCUGACCGAGCUGCAGGAGCUGGAGGCUGUGUACGAACGGCUCUGCGGCGAGGAGCUGGAAUGAGAUAUGCCUAGGCUAUCGGUUAUUAUGUAAUGUGAUAACAGCAACAGUGAAGUAUUAUUUGUUAAAGCCCUAGGGAGCUUAAUGACAGAAAGUGGUGGAGAGAGAGUUGGAUGCUCUUUUGGAGCAGCAAAAUACCAUUGAAAGUAAAAUGGUCACCCUCCACCGGAUGGGUCCAAAUCUACAGUUGAUUGAAGGAGAUGCAAAGCAGCUGGCUGGAAUGAUCACCUUUACCUGCAACCUAGCUGAGAAUGUGUCAAGCAAAGUCCGUCAGCUUGACCUGGCCAAGAAUCGCCUCUAUCAAGCCAUUCAGAGAGCUGAUGACAUCUUGGACCUGAAGUUCUGCAUGGAUGGAGUUCAGACUGCUUUGAGAAAUGAAGAUUACGAGCAGGCUGCAGCCCACAUUCAUCGCUACUUGUGCCUGGACAAGUCAGUCAUCGAGCUCAGCCGACAGGGCAAAGAAGGCAGCAUGAUUGAUGCCAACCUGAAACUGCUGCAGGAAGCUGAGCAGCGUCUCAAAGCCAUUGUCACAGAGAAGUUUGCCGUUGCCACAAAGGAAGGGGAUCUGCCCCAGGUGGAGCGCUUCUUCAAGAUCUUCCCGCUGCUGGGUUUGCAUGAGGAGGGAUUAAGCAAGUUCUCAGAAUAUCUUUGCAAGCAGGUGGCCAGUAAAGCUGAGGAGAACCUCCUGUUGGUUUUAGGCACAGACAUGAGUGAUCGAAGAGCUGCAGUCAUCUUUGCAGAUACACUGACUCUUCUGUUUGAAGGAAUUGCCCGAAUUGUGGAGACCCAUCAGCCAAUAGUGGAAACAUACUAUGGGCCAGGCAGACUUUAUACCCUGAUAAAAUACCUGCAGGUGGAAUGUGACAGACAGGUAGAGAAGGUGGUCGACAAGUUCAUCAAGCAGAGGGACUAUCGACAGCAGUUUCGGCAUGUCCAGAGCAACUUGAUGAGAAAUUCUACAUCAGAAAAAAUAGAGCCAAGGGAACUGGACCCCAUCCUGACUGAGGUCACCCUGAUGAAUGCCCGCAGUGAGCUGUACCUGCGCUUCCUCAGGAAAAGGAUCAGCUCAGAUUUUGAGGUGGGGGACUCCAUGGCCUCAGAAGAAGUCAAACAAGAGCACCAGAAGUGCUUGGACAAACUCCUCAAUAACUGCCUACUGAGCUGCACCAUGCAGGAGCUCAUUGGUCUAUAUAUCACCAUGGAGGAGUACUUCAUGAGGGAGACUGUCAACAAGGCUGUGGCCCUGGACACCUACGAGAAGGGCCAGUUGACAUCCAGCAUGGUGGAUGACGUCUUCUACAUUGUUAAGAAGUGCAUCGGGCGGGCCCUGUCUAGCUCUAGCAUCGACUGCCUCUGCGCCAUGAUCAACCUCGCCACCACAGAGCUGGAGUCUGACUUCAGGGACGUCCUGUGUCACAAGCUGCGGAUGGGCUUCCCAGCCACUACCCUGCAGGACAUCCAGCGCGGAGUGACCAGUGCCGUGAGCAUCAUGCACAGCAGCCUCCAGCAGGGCAAGUUCGACACCAAAGGCAUCGAGAGCACCGACGAGGCCAAGCUGUCCUUUCUGGUGACGCUGAACAACGUGGAAGUCUGCAGCGAAAACAUCUCCACUUUGAAAAAGACGCUGGAGAGUGACUGCACCAAGCUGUUCAGCCAGGGCAUUGGAGGGGAGCAGGCCCAGGCCAAGUUUGACAGCUGCCUUUCUGACUUGGCUGCCGUGUCCGGCAAAUUCCGAGACCUCUUGCAGGAAGGGCUCACAGAGCUGAGCAGCACAGCCAUCAAGCCGCAGGUGCAGCCUUGGAUCAACACCUUCCUCUCUGUCUCCCACAAUAUCGAGGAGGAGGAAUUCAGUGACUAUGAGGCCAACGAUCCUUGGGUUCAACAGUUCAUCCUUAAUCUGGAGCAGCAAAUGGCAGAGUUCAAGGCCGGCCUGUCCCCAGUCAUCUACGACAGCCUGACCAGCCUCAUGACCAGCCUUGUCGCAGUUGAGUUGGAGAAAGUGGUGCUGAAGUCCACCUUCAACCGGCUGGGCGGUCUGCAGUUUGACAAGGAGCUGAGGUCACUCAUUGCCUACCUCACCACGGUGACCACCUGGACCAUCCGAGACAAGUUUGCCCGGCUCUCCCAGAUGGCCACGAUCCUCAAUCUGGAGCGGGUGACCGAGAUCCUAGAUUACUGGGGCGCCAACUCGGGCCCGCUGACGUGGCGCCUCACGCCUGCUGAAGUGCGCCAGGUGCUGGCCCUGCGCAUAGACUUCCGCAGCGAGGACAUCAAGAGGUUGCGCCUGUAGCUGCCGCACGAGCCCAGCCGGUUCCCCUGCUGGCAGCGGGGAAACAAGGCCUCGAUUCUGGCCGUUCUCUGUUCUCAGACCUGUGGGGGUGCUUUAUGGAACAGUGUCUCCCCAGUAGAGAGAGGUAGGUCCGCCUUGGCUCCUAACUAGGUGGGAACACCAGGGCGGGCCAGCCUUCCACACAGAGGGCCAUCCCCUCGUCCUUGGACGUGGCAGCACAUGAGCUGCCUCCCUGCCGGUCCCGAAGGACUUGGCUUGAUCUGGGGACCUGAGGUUUACUCCAAGGAGAGGCUGUGAUGUUUAUGAUCGCCCUGAAUAAACAGGCUCCUUGAAGAGA